GCGAAGCCAUUAAACAAAACGGCAAAGGAAAUGACACACGACGAUUGGACCACUGAAUCAAAAUCAAAUUUUCUCCAGAACUAACAGAGGAAGAACUCUCUAGGGUUUACCGGGUUCAAAUCUCCCAAGCAGGAUAGUAACAGAAAAAAAAGGAUAGGAACUUGUUGAAAUAGCCGAGACCAAGAUGCAAGUUGUUCCUCGAGAGAGUGACAAUCCUUUGCCUGUCUCUCACCCAAGGCCGAUGGACUGGUCUGCCGUCCCUUAUACUGGUCCACCGGGUCCUGGGCCAAAUGGAAAGCAACGGACAUCAAGCUUGGAAUCACCUAUCAUGUUACUCACUGGUCAUCAGAGUGCUGUAUAUACAAUGAAAUUUAAUCCAGCAGGAAAUCUCAUUGCAUCUGGAUCGCAUGACAAAGAAAUUUUUCUUUGGUAUGUCCAUGGGGAGUGCAAAAAUUUCAUGGUGUUGAAGGGGCAUAAAAAUGCUGUUCUGGAUCUUCACUGGACUACUGAUGGCUACCAGAUAAUAUCAGCCAGUCCAGACAAAACCGUCAGGGCAUGGGAUAUUGAGACUGGUAAACAGAUAAAGAAAAUGGCAGAACACUCAUCUUUCGUGAAUUCGUGCUGUCCAUCUCGGAGAGGGCCUCCACUUGUUGUUAGUGGAUCUGAUGAUGGAACCGCAAAACUUUGGGACAUGAGGCAGAGGGGUGCCAUCCAAACAUUUCCAGAUAAAUACCAAAUCACAGCUGUCGGCUUCUCUGAUGCAUCAGAUAAGAUCUUCACAGGUGGUAUAGACAAUAAUGUUAAGGUAUGGGAUCUGCGCAAAAAUGAAGUAACAAUGAAACUUGAAGGCCAUCAAGAUAUGAUUACUGGUAUGCAGUUGAGUCCUGAUGGCUCAUAUCUUCUUACUAAUGGUAUGGACUGCAAGCUCUGCAUUUGGGAUAUGCGCCCAUAUGCACCACAGAAUCGCUGUGUUAAGGUACUAGAAGGGCACCAACACAACUUUGAAAAGAACUUGUUGAAAUGUAGCUGGUCACCAGAUGGAAGCAAAGUUACUGCUGGUAGCUCAGAUCGGAUGGUGUAUAUAUGGGACACAACUUCUCGACGCAUAUUAUAUAAGCUUCCUGGCCAUACUGGAUCUGUCAAUGAGUGCGUAUUCCACCCUACUGAGCCUAUCGUUGGAUCUUGCAGUAGUGAUAAACAGAUUUAUCUUGGAGAGAUCUGAUUAUGAUGUUUUAAGUGGACCAAAAAGAAAUUACACUUAGCAUUGAGAAUAUUUCGGAGAGCUAAAAAUGUCAGUAUCCUACAAAUUUGGUGAAUAGAUUGUAUUCCUCCUGUAGUUUCUUGGCUGAAUUUGACUUUACUAUUUAAUGCUAAAACAUUCUUACUUUUUUACUGAAAUAUCAAGUUUGAACCUUGACCAUGUAUGCUAGAUGGAAUGUGCUGCUA
Molecule: messenger RNA, 1446 nt
Organism: Jatropha curcas
Lineage: Eukaryota; Viridiplantae; Streptophyta; Magnoliopsida; Malpighiales; Euphorbiaceae
Product: Transducin/WD40 repeat-like superfamily protein
Cellular component (GO): catalytic step 2 spliceosome
Molecular function (GO): RNA binding; protein binding
Source: RefSeq, a predicted model, not a curated record